Molecule: messenger RNA, 1230 nt
Organism: Musa acuminata AAA Group (dessert banana)
Lineage: Eukaryota; Viridiplantae; Streptophyta; Magnoliopsida; Zingiberales; Musaceae
Exons: 2
Coding region: 1-1230 (409 amino acids)
Source: RefSeq, a predicted model, not a curated record
AUGGCACUGUAUGGAACCUCUGACGCUCUAAUGUGUAGGGCGUUCCCCACAACUCUAAGAGGACCAGCCAGCGCGUGGUACAACGGCCUGAGGACCGAGACAGUCGCCUCAUUUGACCAGCUCGCCAGAGACUUCGAGCUCAAGUUCUUGGCCAGUGCUCGGUCGAAACCGUCCGUUGCCUUGCUUCUCGGACUGCACCAGAGGGAGGAUGAGUCCCUCUCCCACUUUGUGAACCGUUUUGCAACACAAAUCCGGGGAUUAUCUGAUGCUCACCCCUCUCUGUUGAUGCAGGCGUUCAUGGCAGGACUGCGACCUUCCCGAUUCUUCUGGUCCCUCGUUGAGAGACCUCCCACCGCGCUACCUGAGAUGCUUCAACGGGCGAACCAGUUCGUCGCGGUUGAGGCUUGGAUGGCUGGAAAGCAAGAAGAACGCACGAGGGUCAGACCGAAGCCGGCUCCCGGGCAGCAACCUGCCGCGACUAGGCGCAGGCUGGACCGAUCCGACCCCCCCACUCCGAGGCCUCCUCUUCCCCCCCUAGGCGCAUCCCGAACGGAGAUAUUUCUCCAGAUAAAGGAGAGAGGGUUACUCAGGGCUCCCGUCCCGAUGAAAAACCCACGAGAGCUCACCGACCAGUCCAAGCAUUGUCGCUUUCACAAGCAAAGCGGGCAUGACACCGAAGAAUGCCGCGAACUGAAACGGGAGCCCUCGCCUCGCCCGGAGGGCCCCGCGGAGCGCCGCAUCGAUGUCAUCACUAGAGGACCGGCGAUUGGGGGAACCAGCACGUCCGGGAGGAAGGCAUACGCCCGUUCCGCCAGGACUGACGCUCCCCAAUGCGGCCCCGACCCCAAGGUCGCAUUCCCUCCCGAGGACGUCAAGCGACCAGAGCAUGACGACGCGCUUGUGAUAAUGGCUCGAAUCGCUAAUGCCCAGGUAAGGAGAAUCAUGAUCGACACCGGGAGCUCAAUCGACGUGCUCUAUCUGGAUGCCUUUCUAAAGUUGGGGUUAACCAAAGAAUCCCUGAAGCCUAUCUGCUUAGCGCUCACGGGAUUCACCGACGAUUCGGUCUCACCAUUGGGGACUGUUACCUUGCCCCUGACCUUGGGAGCGCCGCCCAGAACAAAGACGGUGAUGUCCACCUUCUUGGUGGUAGAUCUUCCUACUGCUUACAAUGCCAUCCUUGGCCGCCCCACCCUCAACAAAAUCAGAGCUGUAGUCUCCACCUACCAUUAG